Stylophora pistillata is the source of this 3930-nucleotide messenger RNA. RefSeq lists its product as uncharacterized. Gene Ontology annotation, biological process: regulation of transcription by RNA polymerase II. Lineage: Eukaryota; Metazoa; Cnidaria; Anthozoa; Scleractinia; Pocilloporidae. The record is from RefSeq and is a predicted model, not a curated record. Gene Ontology annotation, molecular function: DNA-binding transcription factor activity, RNA polymerase II-specific; RNA polymerase II cis-regulatory region sequence-specific DNA binding; protein dimerization activity.
UUCUUUCUUCGGCGAGGGUUCAUGGCAUAUCAGAAAGUAUGGAUUUGAACCGUAUUAAUUUUGAAUUGUCAGUAUGGCAAGUGUCGAGAGUUCUUCAACUUUAGAGACGACAACUGAGAUCCCCAAGAACUCGAAUGACAAUCGUGAAGCUUCUGUUGGAGUCAACAACAUUCAAAAUGGCAGCCAUGUUGUUUCUUCAGUAACCACAACUCCAUCUCAGCAAAAUCCUAUUACGCUUCUUGUUCCCACCGCGCCGGCCACGCAAGCUGUGACCACAGCAAAUGGCAUGGUUCAAAAAAACCUUGCUGUUCUACAGAACACGACAAAGCCUAUACCUGCCAGUGUAUUCUCGUACAGAUUUGCUUCUCCGACAAGUAACCAGACUCCUUACUAUGUGUCAUCAGAUAUAGUGCUGAGCGGGGGCAUUGCUCAACAGACCAGGAGAAGUAUUGUGCAUAAUGAAGUGGAACGCAGGCGGAAAGGCAAAAUAAAUAACUGGAUACUAAGGCUAGCAAGUGUUGUACCACAGUGCAGCUGGGGAAAACAGAGUAAGAACAUUGUUCUCGAAAAGACAGUUGACUACAUCAAUGAUGUCAAAACCCAACUAAUGGAAUUAAAUGAUUUGCAACAAAGGGAGCAAAAACUUGCGCAAGAAAAUGAACUACUGAAAACCAGACUUGGAACGGUGACUGAAGAAAACAAGCAGCUAAGAGGUUUGUUAAAGAAGAACGAUAUAGCAAUUCCCGGGAAUUUUCCAUCGACAUCAAACGCUUUAUCAACCUCAGAAGCAUUCACAUCAUGUAAAGCUGGUACCCCAGUGACUGUGACCUCAGAGGCUCCAAAAGUAGCGGAAGUGUCGACUAUGGCUGCGUCCAACUCAUUACAUGCAUCAAGUCAGACGGUGACUAACUAUGUAGUUCCCCCUUUUACCACGGCUACCACAGCUGUCAUGAACCAGCUUCCCACAACCUCAGUUGCUCUCUCAUGUCCACUAAGGGAGCAAUCGAGGAGAGAAUCGGUGGCGUGUUUAGCCCCGUUUACCAUAGCAACCAACCCAAUUUCUCUCACGACGACUACCACGUCUGUCGUUUCCCCAAUUUCGUCAACCUCUGUUGUACAAGCCCUACCAACGUCUGUAAAUGGGCAGAAUAGUGGACACAACCUUUAUCAGCCUCUGAUAGGCCAAGGUACAACGUCAAGUGUUGUCCAGCAUAGUCCAAGCAUUCCCACCCAACCUGGGCUGAAUCAGAUACAAGGAAAUCUAAGUAGUUUACCGAAUCCAAAUCCCAUUUCAAAUGACCCAGUUACGCAAUUUGCUACCAACUUAGGUUAUCCUUUGACUCAGCAAGCUUUGCAAACUGUAAGCACUUCCUCACAAGUUUUGCAACCCCAAGCUGGAUACUCCCAGCACAGCGUAGCCGCCAUCAUGAAAGUUGCCCUUCAGCCGGGGACAUCUGUUUCUCCCAUUAGUGUAGUAAACGCUGUUCCUCUCGGUACUACAGCCUCGGGACAAAACACUAGUGCCAUCUUAAAUCUUCAACCGGCUGUUAUCAACUCGACCACUGCUGUUCCAAGCACGAUUGUGGUGCCUUCGUCGGUACCCAUGGCUCUUCCAGUGUCCAGUAACCUUGUAACUGCACACACUGGAAUUGUCAAUAAUGUUGAGUCACAGACAAGCAGCUUACCAACAUUUUAUGUCACUGCUGCUCCGAGCCAGUCUGCAGCUGUCGCAAAAGUGAACAGUUUAGGGAAUGUGUCACGACUCAAAACGUCAAGUGAUACAAGUAAGGGACAAACAGGGAAUAAAACAAAAAAAUCUGGGCCUGCGAACAAGAAUUCCAAAAAAUCUACCACGUCUGGUCGGACUCAAAAUGCGACGAGGAAUUCUCAAAGCAAAGCCCCGUCUAGUGGCAGCAAAACUGGCCCGUUUACAAAUAAACGGGGAACAAGACACUUGACUGAUUCAAAUGAGGUGCCAUUGGCAAAGAGAAACAACACUUGCGGAUCUCAAGAGUCUCAGGGAAAUAUGAGUAUUUGUCAACCCCAACAGGAAAUUAUGACUAUACACACUUUCAACGUGAAUGCUUUGAUACCAGGAAUUGCCUCACAAGCAUCCAGUCCGACAAGCACUAUUGCCACGGUUGUACUUAAUAGGACAGAUUGCGGUGGAAUCGGUAAAACUACCAAUCAGGUCUCUAAUUUGGGUAUGAGUCAGAGUGCUCAGGUACCUCGUUUGUCACAUAGCAUUGCUUCUUUAGCAGGCUUACCCCGGAGUAUGGGGCUUUCACAGUCCUCUUCAGAUCUUCAACAACAUCAACAAGUUUCCCAGCUUGGGUCUGCUGGCAGCCUAAGCUUCUCAGCAGAGUCGCUACUUGCUUCAAGCGAAGUCGUCUUGCCAAACAUUCCUCACAUAACAACCACUUCUGUCAAUUCUGAGAACAACCCAAGCCAGCCUAGUAGUUUGAAUAUGGCUAUGGCAUCAUCGAUGCACAGUACACCCAAUGAUCAAACCCACAGCCAAGGGUUUUCAAAUUACUCCGCAGAGACGCUUAUUGGCGGGAAUGAACUUAUGAGUGACUCGGUCAUGUCACAGGAAUCCCAACUUCAGACGCGACCGUCCAGGACAACCUAUUCAGACUUCUCCGCCGAAUCUUUGAUCGGCUCCAGCGAUUUAAACUCAGGUCUGUCGUACGCAAUAGACAAUCUCAUCUCUUCGCGCUCGGAUGCGAAUUACAACAGCACCACAAUGGUGUCUGUAAAUCCAAACUUGCUUCAUUCUGUGAAGGCGAAUGUGGGCCAAGAAACCGGAGCGAAUCAUUUGCGUACGAUGGCGAACAUGGCGGAUCUUGGCGAACAGAAGACAACAUUGUGUAGUAGUCAACCGACGGUAAUGUUCAACAAUCCGAUGUCAAACAGCAGUUACGGAAUGGCGCCGACAAAUUCUACACCUCAGUUUACAUAUGUACAUAAUAGUUCCCAGAGAAGACUUACAGACACUGUAACGCCACAACAUCAAACUGUCAAUGCAACAAAUAAUGUCUCCGUCGCGUCAUCCACCAGCUUUUUAAAACAUUCUGUCGACAGUAUCACAUCUUCAUUAUAUGCGGUUAGUAACGCGGGCUCAAGUUUCUCCUUGGGGUCAAAUUCGGUUUCUGGAAACUCUUUCUUAGGACCCGCCUCGUUCGGAGUGGAUUCUCUCACAGGAAAUCAGCUUUCUUUUGGUUCGUUACCAAACCCUUUUUCACCGACCCGACCUUUCUUCAACCAUAGCUCUACUAUGGGAAGUUUCGUGUGACUCCUUGUGUUUUUCGUUUUGACUUCUUAAAAGGCGGACCAUGCCCUAUUGGCUCGCACUGCAGUACCUUGUGACAUGGCAACUCAAUCACAUGUCAUAGAUAACUGAAGAGAUUGUGACAAUUCAGGUAUUUGCAUUUGAAUUGUCACGCUGGAGCUACCAAGCCCUGCGUGACAUGUAGAUUCUGCGUUUCAGAAACAAGGUAACAAGGUUAUCGUGAAAAUGACCGGAAUUUCUUAGUCCUAACUAAGACUAUUUCCUGCUGAUAAAGUAUUUAUUUGCUCAGACUCCCAAAUGUUUGCUUGGAAUGGCUAUUUCCGUGAUCUCUUUACUGCUAUAUUUUCCAAAGAAUGCAAUUAUCAUUUUGAAAGCGUCUCAUGAUAACAGAGAUCGGAAAUACUAUUCCGUGGUUCAUUGACUGAAAUCUUAGAAACUAGUUUUCUUGUAAAGCAAAAGGGCAUUUUUAACUAGCAAAUUUCACAUUAUUUAAACCCGGUGUCAACGGAUGGAUUUCAGCCUCUAUGAAAUACCUAAUAUGAAUCUCUUUUAUAGAGUCCUUUUCAAUUAAGUGUCCCCAAACCAAAACCAAAAACAAUCUCAACAAGCAAACAUAGAAAGGAAAAUAUGACGGGGAA